This is a messenger RNA of Paramecium octaurelia, 624 nucleotides long. Lineage: Eukaryota; Ciliophora; Oligohymenophorea; Peniculida; Parameciidae. The record is from the annotation of a GenBank genome assembly.
UUUUGGUAUUAAUAUGGAUGAUGAAUUUAAAUCAAAGUAUAGUUUUGCAGCCCUUCAGAAGUAUGUAUCGGAGAAGGAGAAGGAUAAGGAUAAGGCAAUUUUUAAGCUGUGGAAUGGGAUGAAUUUAGAUGAAUUAGGGAUGUCAGUUUAAGAUAAUAAGUAUGAUUGAAUCACAUUAGAUUGCCUGGACAACCUACAAAGAUUAUUUCACCUUUUAUUGAUGAUAAUGCCACUCAACCAGACCCUCUUUCAAAGCCUCAUGAUUGGAUUAAGCAAAAGUUAAUGCCUCGGUAGAAUAGCGCGAAUAGGAAGAAGGAGAUGUUUAGUUAAUUUUCAGAGGAAACCAAUUUCUAUAUCUUUUAUAAUGUGAUGGAUGAAGAAUAGUAGUUAUGGGCUGUAGAGAAUCUGUAAUAAUAAAUAGUAUAUUUAGAUAUUUGAGAGGUUGGAGGUAUAAUUUGAGGAAGGAGUAAUGGUUUAAGGACUUGUAAUUGAUAAACAAGAAUUUGUAUUCAGGAAAGUAUUUCAGUAUUCCCAAUUGGAAAGUAAUGGAAAGUUCGUAAAUUGAUAUGCAAGAAUCAGAUUUGUGCACAUAGGAAUAAUUCUUCAAUAAUUAAAAUUAAUGAA